AAGGCGUUUCCGGCUCCGGUGUCAUGGCCGGCUCCAGUCUUCAAGGCGGGCCCGCUGCCCUCAGCGGGAAGAGACAGCAGUUCGGGAGCCGGUUUCUGAACGAUCCUGCGCGCGUCUUCCACCACAAUGCCUGGGACAACGUGGAGUGGUCGGAAGAACAGGCUGCGGCGGCGGAGAGGAAAGUGCAGGAGAACAGCAUCCAGCGGGUGUGCCAGGAGAAACAAGUUGAUUAUGAGGUCAAUGCCCACAAAUACUGGAAUGACUUCUACAAAAUUCAUGAAAAUGGGUUUUUCAAGGAUAGACACUGGCUUUUUACUGAAUUUCCUGAGCUGGCACCUAGCCCAGAACAAAACUACUUGAAAGAUGUGCUCUUGGAAAGUAAGAAGAGUGAAGGACCCGGUUUAGAAACAGAACAGCACAAAUGUUCUUCAGACUGCCUUGGACAUACUACACAGAUGCCUCCUGUGGAGGAGAAUGUGACCCAGAAAUUCAGUCACCUGGAAGUGUGUGCUCAUGAGUUUCCUGGAUCUUCAGCCACCUACCGAAUACUCGAGGUUGGUUGUGGUGUGGGAAACACAGUCUUUCCGAUUUUACAAACUAACAAUGACCCAGGACUCUUUGUGUACUGUUGUGAUUUUUCAUCCACAGCUAUAGAACUGGUCCAGACAAAUGCUGACUAUGAUCCUUCUCGGUGUUUUGCCUUUGUUCAUGACCUGUGUGACGAAGAACAGAGUUACCCCAUGCCCUGGAACAGCCUCGAUAUCAUCAUUCUCAUAUUUGUUCUUUCUGCAAUUGUUCCAGACAAGAUGCAGAAGGCCAUCACCAGGCUGAGCAGGCUUCUGAGGCCUGGAGGGAUGAUGCUUCUACGAGAUUAUGGCCGCUAUGACAUGGCACAGCUUCGGUUUAAAAAAGGUCAGUGUCUAUCUGGAAAUUUCUAUGUGAGAGGUGAUGGUACCAGAGUUUACUUCUUCACACAAGAUGAACUGGACACACUUUUCACUACUGCUGGACUAGAAAAGGUUCAAAACCUGGUAGAUCGCCGAUUGCAAGUGAACCGAGGGAAGCAGCUGACCAUGUACCGAGUUUGGAUCCAGUGCAAAUAUCGCAAGCCUCUUCUGUGCAACACCAGCUAAGAAACACUUGUUCCUGACACCCUGCAAGCUCGCUUUGGGGGAUUUUUUUAAAGAGAUUGUCUAUAAAUGGUGUCUUGAUGUUGAACACUUAAAGGAUUUAAACAGAUAUGAACCUUGAACCGGGAGAAAAUUGCCCUUUUUUGGUCAGAGGGUGCAUACCCUGGCCAGAGAGGGAGAAAGCAUUCUCCCAAUGGGGCAUGAUCAUGCCACAAUCCUUAUUCUUUCCUGUCAAAAUUUUGGCACAUAUACACCUGGUGUAUUUUUCAUUCUGCCUAAGUGGGAGCUCAAACCAUGGGAUCCAGAUCCCUUAACCACUGACCUACAGGGCUGGCCCCAGAAAAACUGUUUUUUAUCGAGAUUGUAGCAAUUGUGAAGUCCUUUAAUAUAUACUUAAGUUCUCAUUUUGAAAUCUUUACCUUCCCAAUUUAUAACUAUAACUAAUUUUAUUUACAGGAAUCAUGAAUUUAAAAACAUCAAGAAUUUAUUCCCAUAUGAAAGUGAUAUAUGGUGUGUCAUUUUACUAUAGAUGACGUUAAAUUACCUGGACUGGGCAAUUGCAACUGAUACAUACAAAACUGAAUAAAAAUCUCCAAGACUUUGGAGAAGCAAG
Tupaia belangeri chinensis (Chinese tree shrew) is the source of this 1743-nucleotide messenger RNA. Its product is annotated as methyltransferase-like protein 2B. The coding region runs from base 24 to 1133 and encodes 369 amino acids. Gene Ontology annotation, molecular function: tRNA (cytidine-N3)-methyltransferase activity. NCBI's taxonomy places the organism in Eukaryota, Metazoa, Chordata, Mammalia, Scandentia, Tupaiidae. The record is from RefSeq and is a predicted model, not a curated record. The transcript is spliced from 9 exons.